Hypanus sabinus (Atlantic stingray) is the source of this 1990-nucleotide messenger RNA. Its product is annotated as D(1) dopamine receptor-like. Gene Ontology annotation, molecular function: G protein-coupled receptor activity; dopamine neurotransmitter receptor activity, coupled via Gs. The coding region runs from base 72 to 1436 and encodes 454 amino acids. The transcript has a single exon. Gene Ontology annotation, cellular component: plasma membrane. Lineage: Eukaryota; Metazoa; Chordata; Chondrichthyes; Myliobatiformes; Dasyatidae. Gene Ontology annotation, biological process: G protein-coupled dopamine receptor signaling pathway; adenylate cyclase-activating adrenergic receptor signaling pathway; vasodilation. The record is from RefSeq and is a predicted model, not a curated record.
UAUGAAAGGACAUUUUUCGGCAUGAUCGCAUUUGUUAGGUUUAGUUGCGAAAGCCGAUCACAGUUGGGGAAAUGAACGAGGGGUCCUCCCUCCUUGGAGCUAUGAGACUGAACACGACCGCCAUGGAUGGGGGCUCGAAGGAUACUGAGAAGGACUCAUCGUUUCGCGUGCUUACGGGCUGUUUCCUCUCCUUGUUGAUACUUUCCACGCUACUGGGGAACACUCUGGUCUGUGCGGCUGUGAUCAGAUUUCGCCAUCUCCGAUCGAAAGUUACCAAUUUCUUCGUGAUCUCAUUGGCUGUAUCCGAUCUUUUGGUGGCCGUCCUGGUGAUGCCUUGGAAGGCGGUGAGCGAGAUCGCGGGGUUUUGGCCCUUUGGAUCUUUCUGUAACAUCUGGGUAGCCUUUGAUAUAAUGUGUUCCACAGCCUCCAUCCUGAAUCUUUGUAUCAUUAGCGUGGACCGAUACUGGGCCAUCUCCAGCCCAUUCCGCUACGAGCGCAAGAUGACACCUAACGUGGCUUUUGUGAUGAUCAGUGUGGCCUGGACCCUCUCCAUCCUGAUCUCUUUUAUACCUGUGCAGUUGAAUUGGCACAAGGCUAAACGCACCAUAGUAUUGGAUUACAACACUUCUCAAUACCCAGGGGAGAACUGUGACUCAAGCCUGAACAGGACCUAUGCAAUCUCCUCGUCUCUGAUCAGCUUCUACAUCCCCGUGGCCAUCAUGAUCGUCACCUACACCAGAAUAUACCGGAUCGCCCAGAAGCAGAUUCGGCGCAUCUCGGCCCUGGAGAGAGCAGCCGUGCACGCCAAGAACUGCCAGAGCAGCAGGAGCAGCGGCAGCAACGCCGACAUCCAGCAACCCGAGAGCUCCUUCAAAAUGUCCUUCAAACGAGAGACCAAAGUUCUCAAGACCUUGUCAGUCAUCAUGGGGGUCUUCGUUUGCUGCUGGCUACCAUUCUUUAUUCUCAAUUGCAUCGUGCCCUUUUGCGGGACCCAAGCCCAUGCCAACAGCAAGGUGGCGCAUCUGCCGUGCGUCAGUGGCAGCACUUUCGACGUGUUUGUCUGGUUUGGCUGGGCCAACUCCUCCCUCAACCCCAUCAUCUACGCCUUCAACGCCGAUUUCCGCAAGGCUUUCUCCACCCUGUUGGGCUGCGACUCUUUCUGUAACAGCGACGCGGUGGAGACGGUCACCAUCCACAACGGUGUGUCGGCCUAUAACCCCGGUGGCUCCCUAGAUAAAGUGGAGAACAGCGUCUACCUGAUCCCCCAUUCGGUGCCGUGCACUCAGGAAAAUCCUAUGGAUCCCAACCGCUGCAUAAAACUUUCCCCGGUCUCCCAACAUGGGGCGGUCAGUCUUCUGUCCAGCAAUGGAGAAUAUGAGACUGAUGUGUCGCUGGAGAAAAUAAUUCCUGUCACUCAAAAUGGCCAACACACCUGACGGUUUACAAACCAAUACCAGGGAGGUGCCGCCUUUCACCCAAGAGGCAAAAUACUGUACUUGCGAGCUGGUAUUAAAUUUAAUAGACGUGGUUCACCUAGCAUCCACAAUUUGCAAUGCACUGCUCUCUGUAGUUACUUGAAACAAGUUAUAUUUAACAGGAUCGUUCUUUCCCCCAGAUUCACUGAUGAAGAGUAAACUGAAUUAAAUACUGCGGGUGUCUUCUGCGUCUAAUUUCUCCUGGGUAGAUUAUUGUCUUUAGGAACUGCCCAGUGAGGGACUGAGAUGACUUAUUCAGUGCUUCGGUCCCAUCGUACCAGCCAUAUUUCAAAAUAUUGUCCAGAAUACUUGAAUGGAGCCCUGCUUCAGGCGAUGUCAAUCGCUGUGGAAUAGAGCUUGUACUGUAUGUGGGCAGAAAUCGGAUUAUAAAUAACUGAAGCCUUUAAUUGGGUUUCUGAUAACCCCUAUGCCCUUGAUGAAAUGGAGUUACACACUUUUAUUUUCUUUUUAUUCGAACACACCUAAAACUAAAGAAUCUUAAUUCUAAGAUUAAU